AUGGUUCCUUCGCCCAAGGUUAAUGUUCGUGAAGAAAUGGAAGAGUUUUUUCCAAGAAUGUGGAAGAUAAAUCAAGAUAAAAGAAGGCUAAUGAAAAGUAUUAAAGAUCAGAAAAUUAAAAUUGAAUGGGGGAAAAAAUUGAACAGAAGAUUGGCGUCACGCUCCCAGUCAAAAUCUCCAGCUGGGAGCCCUGCUCGUGUAAAAUCUGAGAGCAGGUCAGGAUCUCGUAGCCCUUCAAGAGCUUCUAAGCAUUCUGAAUCACGAUCUCGAUCAAGAUCAAAAUCCAGGUCUAGAUCAAGAAGGCAUUCUCACAGGCGCUACAGUCGCUCUCGAUCCCAUUCUCACAGAAGGCGAUCACGAAGCAGGUCCUAUACCCCAGAGUAUCGUCGUAGAAGGAGCCGCAGUCAUUCACCAAUGUCUAACAGGAGAAGGCACACUGGCAGUAGAGCUAAUCCAGACCCUAAUACAUGUCUUGGAGUGUUUGGCCUCAGCUUGUAUACUACUGAGAGGGAUCUUCGUGAAGUCUUCUCCCGUUAUGGACCUUUAUCUGGUGUCAAUGUAGUUUACGAUCAACGGACUGGGCGAUCACGAGGAUUUGCUUUUGUUUACUUUGAAAGAAUAGAUGAUUCUAAAGAGGCAAUGGAACAUGCUAAUGGAAUGGAACUGGAUGGUAGGAGGAUACGUGUGGAUUACUCCAUCACAAAGAGAGCGCACACACCCACUCCAGGCAUUUACAUGGGCAGGCCAACCCACAGUGGAGGUGGUGGUGGAGGUGGAGGAGCUGGCCGUCGACGUGAUUCCUACUAUGACAGAGGAUAUGACAGAUAUGAAGAGUACGAUUAUCGCUAUAGGAGGCGAUCUCCUUCUCCGUAUUAUAGCCGUUACAGAUCACGAUCAAGAUCUCGUUCCUACAGCCCAAGGCGCUAUUGAAGAACAGAAGCCAGUUACAUUUGCAAACAUGAUUUUUAAACAGCAAGUUCUGACCUAACUUUUCCUAUAGAUCUCCUGCAGUUACCCUAAACCCCAUUAAAGAUAUAUGGGUUCACUUAGAAUAUAUGUAUUUUCAGUUGAAAUAUCAGUUUCCCAUCUCUUAUUGUAAUUCCUCAAGUGUAAUUGUUGUAGCUUUAUGUACGUAAAUGUCUUUAAACAAAACUAAGUAGGCUUCCCAAAGUGUUGACACAUUUUGUAAAUCGUUUAUUUUUUAAGCCAGUGGAUUUCUUUUAAAUCUAAUGGAAAGCGAUGAAAGAAUUGGUUUGUUUUGAAGUUGCACGUUGUAUUUCAGUAGAAAUCUACUAUUUGAAUAACCGUCUAUCUGCCUGUUUUGGGACAAUGUUGACCUGUAUCUUCAGUUACACUUCAGUAUGUAUCCCUAAACCAGAGUUUAUAGUUCUCAAUGUAGUAAGUAAAUAUUACUGGAAGGAAUACUGUGGGAAAACUAAUUGUAUACUGCAAAUUGCAGCUUGGUAUGUGUUUGAUAAAAUCAUUUUGAUGGCA
Molecule: messenger RNA, 1494 nt
Organism: Gekko japonicus
Lineage: Eukaryota; Metazoa; Chordata; Lepidosauria; Squamata; Gekkonidae
Gene: TRA2A
Product: transformer 2 alpha homolog (Drosophila)
Exons: 9
Coding region: 1-930 (309 amino acids)
Biological process (GO): positive regulation of mRNA splicing, via spliceosome
Cellular component (GO): spliceosomal complex
Molecular function (GO): RNA binding
Source: RefSeq, a predicted model, not a curated record